AAACCUCGCCACAACAACAACAACAACAAGAUGACUUCAACAAGAGAACCGAGUGUCCUAAUUCGUUCCGACACCUUCGUGGCCACAAACAUGGGAGCUACGCUAGAAACUCCAAUUGCAGCGGACACCAGUAUUUCUAGUUCCCUAACGCACCUGGAGCUGGAAGAAUGGUGCGAAUCUACGGAACAGGAGUGUCGGGGAUUGUACCAAGACUUGAAGGAGACCAUGGGAGAGAGUAAGAAGUCUCUCCGAGAGUCUGAACUGAAGUGCAGCAGGAUCUUACAAGAGAAGAACAGACUGCAGAAGGAAAGAGACAACGCCUUGGCAAAGGUCCAAGCCCUUAAGGACGAGUCCGUAUCGAAGGACCACAAGUCCUCUGAGCGCCUUGCUCAGAUCCAGGAACGGCUCGUGCUGAAAUCUAAGGAGUGUGAGGAUCUUCAGAAAGCUAACGUCGCCAUGGACAGGAAGAUGAAGGCAGAGAAGAUCAAACAUGGCAGAAACAUGGCCAAACUGCAGGACGACAUGGCGAAGCUGCGGAAUGUGAAUAAACGGCUGGUAGACGACUGCGAUAACUCCAAGAAACUGGCGCUAGAGGCUCUUAAACAGGCAGAGAAUGCAGAAAGGUUCAGACAAGACGAAAUGAGGAAAAGGACCCAGAUGGAAGAGCGGAUGCAGUUCCUCAUCCGAGAGAAAGAGGUCCUCACUAAGAAGCGCUACAUGACCGACAAGGCGUACCACGAAGCCGUGCGGCGCAUGGCCCACGUCAUCAGCGAGAAAGAAGAAAUCACGCUAGAGAGGAACAAGGAGCGAGCCAUGAGGACGCAGCUAGAGAGAGCGUUCGAACAGAAGAGUAAAAACACAGAGGGUAACAAAGAAAGUAUGAACGAGAUGAAAAAGAGAGCACUGGACAGGUUGAAUAAGAGCCACAUCCCGACGGUGAACAAUGCGAAACACGUCAGCGCCACGGAAGAGAUGAGGAAAAAGUUCUUAGGCGCCAUGGCAACAGCCGACUGAGGAUGUUGGAAUGAUCGUGUUUCGCUUAACGGAGGGAAAACAUAUUGUUUUUGCACCGAUUCUUCCUCUUCGUCCGUUCAAGACAAAUAAGAGAAAUGAUACCCUGGUUAGACCAGACUCUUGUCACCAUAUAGUAAAGAAGGGGCAAAAGAUCACAUAGGUUAUUACUGUGUAAUAUAUACUGCUAUUUUACUGUGUUAUGAUUAUAAUCUGACAUUACUGUGAAGUACUGCUGUGCUAUUAAUGUGUUGUUUUAUACUGAGAUAUUACUGUGUAACAUUAUACAUGUACAUGUAUUUUAUAUUACUGUGUAAUGUCUAACAUUAUCUAUUAUUUUCAUUGAGGUCUUUUAUGAAGCCAUAGAACUGUCAUUAAUGUCAAUAUCUUUGGCAUAUUUUGAGGUCACGAAAAUUUAUUGCACACCAAAAGAUACAUUGUGGGCUAUUCCAGCAUUCUACAAAGUGAAAUGAGUUGUAUACUCGAUGUGCUGACAAGUUGACAGUGAAGUACAGUAUUAUAAUUACAUCACAAACGUUUUUUCAUCAUUUGCAAACUUCAAGCGUGGAUUCCUUACUUUAACUAGUACCAAAGCGCCGAA
Molecule: messenger RNA, 1612 nt
Organism: Branchiostoma floridae (Florida lancelet)
Lineage: Eukaryota; Metazoa; Chordata; Leptocardii; Amphioxiformes; Branchiostomatidae
Exons: 4
Coding region: 31-1014 (327 amino acids)
Source: RefSeq, a predicted model, not a curated record